Messenger RNA from Exophiala aquamarina CBS 119918, 1008 nucleotides. RefSeq lists its product as uncharacterized. Bases 1 to 1008 code for a protein of 335 amino acids. Lineage: Eukaryota; Fungi; Ascomycota; Eurotiomycetes; Chaetothyriales; Herpotrichiellaceae. The record is from RefSeq and is a predicted model, not a curated record. Gene Ontology annotation, cellular component: cytosol. Gene Ontology annotation, molecular function: mRNA binding. The transcript is spliced from 4 exons.
AUGUCUUCUGCCGUCGACAACCUUGCAGACAACCUCGCCACUACCAGUAUCGGUGCCAUGGAUGCCUCCGCUGCAAACAAUGAUGCAGUCCUGGCUUCUGCUGCAGAAGGUCGUCGAUUGUAUAUAGGGAAUCUCGCUUAUGCGACCACUGAGGCGGAACUCAAGCAGUUCUUCUCUGGCUAUGAUGUCGAGUCAACUUCCAUCCCUGUCAACCCACGCACCAACCGUCCUGUCGGCUAUGCCUUUGUCGAUUUGAAGACUGCAGAGGAGGCGGAGAAAGCCAUUACCAACCUCUCAGGCAAAGACAUCCUUGAACGCAAGGUGUCCGUCCAACUUGCUCGCAAGCCUGAGCAAAAUGCUGCGGCCACUGACUCUGCUGCCGAAGGCGGUGACGCCGAUCGGAAGAGAUCCGCUGGUCGAGGCCGGGGUGGUCGAGGCCGUGGGCGAGGCGGUCGUGCUCGUGGCGGCGCCAGAUCCGAUGGCACUGCCGCCGCUCCUGCCACCGAUCUGGCAGAAAACCCACUUCCCUUGACUGAUGUCACUACAGAAGCCAACAAACAAGCUGCGCCUUCAGCAGAUGCCAAAGCCCGUACACCUCGCCCACCCAAACAACGAGGCCCACCCGAGGAUGGCAUUCCAUCCACCACCAAGGUCAUGGUUGCCAACCUUCCUUAUGACCUGAGUGAGGAGAAGCUUAAGGAACUCUUCGCUGCUUAUGAGCCAAGUUCUGCCAAAAUCGCCCUUCGCCCAAUUCCUCGCUUCAUGGUCAAGAAGCUUCAAGCUCGCAAUGAGCCUCGCAAGGGUCGUGGCUUCGGCUUUGUUACCCUUGGCUCUGAGGACCUACAAAAGAAGGCUGUUGAAGAGAUGAACGGCAAACAAAUUGAGGGUCGUGAAAUUGCCGUCAAAGUCGCCAUCGACAGCCCAGGCAAGGAAGAUGGCACCGACGGGUUCGAGACCACUGAGAAUGGUACCAACGGCACUACUGAGGAAGUCACAACAACUGCUUGA